AUGAGACCAACGUUAUGCCGCCCGUUUCAGUCCACUUUCCGAGUGUUAGGUCAUGAGAACCCUCUGGGCCUCCCGAAAUCCGGCACGCCACCGCAUUGGCCGCGAAAACCGGUUCGGCGCAAGAUCACCGGAGUGGACAAGGUCAUUGCCGUCUCGUCUGCCAAAGGAGGUGUUGGCAAGAGCACAGUUGCGGCAAAUCUAUCUCUGGCUUUUGCGCGGCUAGGAUAUCGCGCUGGCAUUCUCGACACAGACAUCUUUGGGCCGUCCGUCCCUACCCUGUUCAACCUUUCAGGGGAGCCAAGAUUGUCGCAAAAUAACCAACUGGUGCCAAUGACAAAUUAUGGUGUCAAGACCAUGUCGAUGGGAUAUCUCGUGCCGGAGAACGAUGCUGUGGUUUGGAGGGGCCCGAUGGUCAUGAAGGCUAUUCAACAACUGCUUCACGAGGUUGACUGGGGUAAUCUCGAUGUCCUGGUCUUGGACUUGCCCCCUGGAACGGGAGACACGCAACUGACCAUCACCCAACAAAUCAUUCUCGAUGGAUCCAUCAUCGUCACGACACCUCACACACUCGCCGUGAAGGACGCCGUCAAGGGCGUCAACAUGUUCAACAAGGUCAACACUAAUAUCCUGGGCCUGGUUCAAAACAUGUCACUGUUCAAAUGUCCUCACUGCCAUGGAGAUACUCAUGUGUUCGGAUCGAACGACAGAGUCGAGCGCAUGUGCAAAGAGCACAAUAUCAGCUUCCUGGGCGACAUACCACUCCACCCGUCAAUUGGAGACGACGCGGACCUCGGCAAACCGACUGUGGUGUCCGAACCGACAAGUGAGCGAGCAGGGAUAUUCCUCAAGAUCGCCCAGAACAUCGCUCCCAGGAUCGACCUCCGUUCACCGUAA
Molecule: messenger RNA, 894 nt
Organism: Colletotrichum siamense
Lineage: Eukaryota; Fungi; Ascomycota; Sordariomycetes; Glomerellales; Glomerellaceae
Gene: IND1
Product: Iron-sulfur protein IND1
Exons: 5
Coding region: 1-894 (297 amino acids)
Biological process (GO): mitochondrial respiratory chain complex I assembly; iron-sulfur cluster assembly
Cellular component (GO): mitochondrion
Molecular function (GO): ATP binding; ATP-dependent FeS chaperone activity; 4 iron, 4 sulfur cluster binding
Source: RefSeq, a predicted model, not a curated record